GUGCUUCUAGAGAAAGAGCAGGAGCACACUGCCUCAUCUGAGAUGCCAUGCCAGACUCAGGGAGAGCUGUUCCCUGCCCGAGGGCAGGAAGAGCAGCUCAGGCAGCAGGUGGAAGAGCCACAGGAGAAUGGCCAGAACAUCAAGGCAGAGCCACAAGCAGAGCUGCCCAAAGCUCAGAGUGACAUCAUGGCAGUGAAGAGAAAGAACAAGGAAGACAUGGGAAGAAUUCAAGAGGAGAAUCUCCAUCAGCAGAGGGGUGAUCAACAAAACCAGGUGAAUGAAAGAGUGGCAGCCACUCCACUCAUGAAAUGUCCUCUCUUUUGUUUGUUAGAGAACAUGAAGGAACAGCUGGAUGCAGAGCUUCAGACAGCUCACAGUAUGAUCAAGGCAAGGCAUAAGCGGCUGGAGGAAGAAAUGAAAAUCUUCAGAGAGAAACUUAAUCGCUUCCGUCAGUCUCUGCAAAACCAAGUGGCAAUAAAAAAAAUAAAUCUUCAAGGACUGAGGAGGAAGGAGCUAACCUUUAAUGAAAUCAUGAUCAUGAAGAGAUAUAGGAGUCCCAAUGUUGUGAAUUAUUUGGACAGCUACCUUCUGGGCGAGGAACUCUUGCUGGUUAUAGAGUACAUGGAUGGAGGUGUCCUGACCGAUAUCAUCAGCCAGACCUGCCUGUCUGAAGAUGAGACGGCAGCCAUCAGUCGGGAGUGCCUGCAGGGACUGGAUUUUCUUCAUUCAAACGAUGUGAUCCAUCGAGACGUGAAGAGUGACAACAUCCUUCUCAAAACUGACGGCUCUGUCAAGCUGGCUGAUUUUGGCCUCGCUACUCAGCUCACCCCUGAGCAGAGCAGACGGUGCUCGCUAACCGGGACUCCUUGGUGGAUGGCGCCUGAAGUGGUGACAGGUCAACCAUAUGGCCCCAAAGUGGACAUAUGGUCUUUUGGAAUUGUGGGAAUUGAAAUGAUAGAACAAGAACCUCCUUACUUGAGCGAAAGUUCUGGCACGGCUACACACCUGAUAGCCACAGUAGGGACUCCACAGCUGCGGCAGCCCAAGCUCCUCUCGGCUUUGCUGCGUGACUUCCUGAGCUGCUGCCUGCAGACAGACGAGGAGCGGCGCUGGUCUGCCAAGGAGCUCCUGCAGCAUCCAUUUGUAACUUCAGCCAAGCCACCAUUCAUCCUGGCACAACUCAUCAACUCUGUGAAGAAGACGAAUAGCCCUAACCCUAAACCUAAACCCUAA
Messenger RNA from Zonotrichia leucophrys gambelii, 1233 nucleotides. Its product is annotated as serine/threonine-protein kinase PAK 1-like. Gene Ontology annotation, cellular component: cytoplasm. NCBI's taxonomy places the organism in Eukaryota, Metazoa, Chordata, Aves, Passeriformes, Passerellidae. Gene Ontology annotation, molecular function: ATP binding; protein serine/threonine kinase activity. The record is from RefSeq and is a predicted model, not a curated record. The annotation marks the transcript as partial. Gene Ontology annotation, biological process: intracellular signal transduction; protein phosphorylation; regulation of MAPK cascade. The transcript has 8 exons.